Molecule: messenger RNA, 1595 nt
Organism: Haliotis rufescens (red abalone)
Lineage: Eukaryota; Metazoa; Mollusca; Gastropoda; Lepetellida; Haliotidae
Product: 1-deoxyxylulose-5-phosphate synthase YajO-like
Exons: 8
Coding region: 86-1189 (367 amino acids)
Molecular function (GO): oxidoreductase activity
Source: RefSeq, a predicted model, not a curated record
AGUUACUUCCCUUCGCCUUCAGUUGAUAAAGUUUAAAAGACGAGUGUCAGCCCACUGCUGUCGUCAUUACUCGCAUACAACAACGAUGUCAGCUGUACCAGAAGAGAGUAAACUUUCCUACAACUUCUUGGGGAGGUCUGGACUGAAGGUGGCCAACAUAUGUCUCGGCACGAUGACGUUUGGGGAUUCGGGGGCCAAGCUACCUGGUCAGGCCACAGAGGAAUAUUCACACCAGGUGCUUGACCGCUACGUCGAAUGGGGAGGUAACUUCAUCGAUACCGCCGACGUCUACUCUCAGGGACUGUCAGAGAAGUUUCUCGGAUCCUGGCUCACAAAACAAACGCGUGAGAAGUACGUUAUUGCAACAAAGGUGAGAGCAAACACAUCUAUUGGCGUUGGUCUGAGUCGUCGCCAUAUUGUCAAGAGCAUCCAGAACAGCCUUGAGAGGCUGCAGACAGACCACGUGGAUCUGUACCAGAUGCACAACUGGGAUGAUGGCACUCCUAUUGAAGAAACACUCCGCACAUUUGAUGACCUGGUUAGGUGUGGGAAGGUGCGCUACGUCGGUGCCAGCAACGUGGUGGGUUGGCAGCUACAGAAGAUAGCCUGUACUACAGAGAAGCUGGGCAUGAACCCCUUCAUCAGCUUACAGCAACAGUACAAUCUGGUGUGUCGGGAGUCCGAGUUCGAACCCUUCCAGGUGUGCAAGACGGAGGGAUUAGGGGUGCUGCCUUGGAGCCCUCUUAAGGGAGGCCUGCUUUCUGGGAAGUAUACACGAGAUUCUCCCCCGACAGCUGGGCGCCUGGGCUGGGUGAGAGGGGAUGAGAAACGAGCAAACCAGGCUAUGCCAGGCUGGAACACCCUGGAGGGGAAUGAUCAGAUCUGGAACAUCAUCGAUGCAGUACAGGACAUCGCAAAGACACACGGUAAAUCCAUGGCCCAGGUGUCACUGCGCUGGCUGCUACAGAAGGAUGUUGUUCCAUCAGUGAUCAUCGGAGCCACGACUCUGGCACAGCUGGAUGACAACCUGGGAGCUGCUAGUGGCUGGACGCUGUCUUCAGAGGAGAUGGCACGACUGGACGAAGUGUCUCAACCCAGAAUACCGUAUCCCUAUGAGAUGGUGUGGAGACUGAACAAGUCUCGGAGUAAUCCCUUCCAGUCAUCAUACUUUGUCUCCAACACAAACUGAUCACAACGAAAACUGAUUACAGCACAAUCUGCCAUUCAUGGAGACACCAUGCAGUCUUCACGUGUGACAUUAUACCACACGCUGAUCUUAAGAUGACAUCCGCAUCAGUCCUGGAAUAUUUCUUUAAAAAUAUAUUAUUACCUUUUCCCUGAGUGAUUGUACAAAGAAUUAAUUAUUUUUGUAAACUGAUUAUAUAAAUACACAAUUCCAUUAUCUAAGGCGCCCACAGUCUGUGGGAUUAUUGUUCAUAGUUGAAUUGCAGACAGUAGCUUGCAGCUAAGAUUGCAAGACUUUCUGAGGGAAAGGAAAAUAGUUACCAAAUUAUGCAGAAACCCGAAAAGGUUACUUAACCCUGUUCUAACAAGCAUGUGUCUGAAAUUAAAGAGUCUUUACUAGUUUCAUUGUA